Messenger RNA from Rhinichthys klamathensis goyatoka, 1337 nucleotides. It is a transcript of the gene nfkbiaa, whose product is annotated as nuclear factor of kappa light polypeptide gene enhancer in B-cells inhibitor, alpha a. The record is from RefSeq and is a predicted model, not a curated record. The coding region runs from base 25 to 960 and encodes 311 amino acids. NCBI's taxonomy places the organism in Eukaryota, Metazoa, Chordata, Actinopteri, Cypriniformes, Leuciscidae. Gene Ontology annotation, molecular function: protein binding. The transcript is spliced from 6 exons.
GAGUGCGAGAGAGCGAGCGUUGCGAUGGAUUUAAACAGAGCUGCCAGAAUCAACUAUAUGGAUUGUGAUCUUGACGAAAUGGAUACGAAAAACAGGAAAAUGCAACACUGCGAGGAUCGCGUCGAUAGCGGCGUGGAUUCGCUAAAGGAGGACGAGUAUAGGAAAAUUGUGGAGGAAAUGGAGAGUUUGUCUUUGCCAAACCCAAGUGCAAAUCCAAAGGGGAUGUGUGAACCUUGGACAGAAGAAGUCACAGAGGACGGAGACACGUAUCUUCACCUUGCCAUCAUUCACGAGGCGGAAGAUUAUGCCAUCCAGAUCAUCAAACAGUGUCAGAAUGACCCGUUCCUGAACCGACAGAACCACCAAAGACAGACCGCACUGCAUCUCGCCGUCAUCACAGAACAGCCACACAUGGUGGACCGACUGCUAAAGGCCGGCUGUGAUCCACGACUGGUCGAUCAAAGUGGAAACACGGCCCUCCACAUCGCCUGCAAAAGAGGGUCGCUGGCUUGCUUCUCAGUACUCACUCAGAUUCAGACUCAGCAUCUGCGCUCCAUUCUCACCUUCCCAAACUACAGCGGACAUACAUGCAUCCACAUAGCAGCCGUUCACAAUUACCUCUCAAUGGUGGAAAGCCUGGUCCAGCUCGGGGCGGAUGUAAACGCAAAGGAGCAGUGCAGCGGCCGGACGUCGCUCCAUUUGGCCGUGGACAUGCAGAACCUGGAACUGGUGCACACGCUCAUUGCUUUGGGAGCUGAUGUCAACAGUCUCACCUAUGGCGGAUAUACGCCGUACCACCUGACCUUCGGCCGACACAACAGCGAGAUCCAGAGGCAGCUUUACAGCCGGACGGCCCAAGAGCUCAGGCUGAUGCCGGAGAGCGAGUCGGAGGAGAGCGAAGAGGAGCUUUCGUCUGACGAUGACUGUAUGUAUGACGACAUCCAGUUCUGUGGGAGAUAGUCUGGCCAACAGGACAACAUUUCCCAUAAUGCAAAGCAGCUAAGGCUGUAGGUGCUGUCUCAAGGUCUGUGCCGGGGUGUGCACUAUCCCAGGACGCCAGUCCCUUAGUGGGACUCCACAAUGUGGAAAAGAGCUGCUCCCCCUGCCCUCGGGGAUGUGAUCGCGGUGGUGGAAAGAACCCCAGAUACAGCUGGACCACAACAUUUACCAAUGUUUUUGAAGCCAAAGAGUUGGGAAAACAUGUAUAUUUUGUGAAUAUAUAUAGAGAUAUAUUUUUAUAUUUGUUAAUAAGUCAAAUGAAACACUUGUCAAUAAUGUUUAAAGUCUAUGUAUUACACUGUGAAAAUAUCUUUUACAUUAAAAAUGAAAGAAAUGAA